Molecule: messenger RNA, 666 nt
Organism: Zasmidium cellare ATCC 36951
Lineage: Eukaryota; Fungi; Ascomycota; Dothideomycetes; Mycosphaerellales; Mycosphaerellaceae
Exons: 3
Coding region: 1-666 (221 amino acids)
Biological process (GO): proteasome-mediated ubiquitin-dependent protein catabolic process; regulation of proteolysis
Cellular component (GO): cytoplasm; nucleus
Molecular function (GO): ubiquitin protein ligase binding
Source: RefSeq, a predicted model, not a curated record
AUGUCGCUUUCAAACGAUGCGCUCCUCGAGCUGGGAAAGCUUCGCCACGACCACACCCUCGCCGACUUCACCAUCGCAUCGAGCUCCGGAGAGGAAUGGAGGGUCCACAAGCUCAUCCUGCGCCUUCACUCAGACGUGCUGUAUCGCAUGAGCACUUCGGCUGAGUUCAUCGAAUGCCAACGAGGCCGCGUGGUGAUUCAAGAGGUCGACGAUCGGUGCAUUGAGGCAAUGGUGGACUUCUUCUAUGCCGGGGAGAGCAAGCUUUCUGUCGAGAGCGAAGAGAAGGGUCGAGUCGACAAGUACACCGACGAAGGCCUCAGAGAGUACCUCGGCCUGCGGCGCGACCUGUUCCAGCUCGCGCACAUGUACAACGUCAAAGCUAUUCAGGACGACGUGGUGCACUCGACGGCAUUCUGGCUUGGCCAGGCAGCGGAUCCGCACUUCGCUGUGCGGCUGGCGUCUACUAUGAUCGACGUUGAGGAUCUGCCAGAGGGCAUGUGGGAGGGGUUGAUCGACUACUGCGCGCGCCACAUGCGAGGCGAGGAGACUGAGCCGUAUGAUGUCGAAGGUAUGCUGGAGGUUUUUGAGAGGCGGCCACAGCUUGCUGUUGCUGUACUCAGGCGCAUCGCGGAGAAGAACGAGGCCGACAAGGAGGAUGAUGUCUGA